Molecule: messenger RNA, 411 nt
Organism: Tuber aestivum (summer truffle)
Lineage: Eukaryota; Fungi; Ascomycota; Pezizomycetes; Pezizales; Tuberaceae
Source: the annotation of a GenBank genome assembly
CUGGGGGCAGACCACCCGGCCACUCUAAGAAGUGUCGGCAACCUGGCUACGCUGCUGCAAAGCCAAGGAAAGUACAAUGAAUCCGAGACGAUGCAUCGACGUGCACUGGAGGGGAGUGAGAAGAUUCUUGGAGCAGACCACCCGGACACUCUAACAAGUGUCGGUGGUCUGGCUACCGUCCUACAGGACCAAGGAAAGUACAAUGAAUCUGAGACGAUGCACCGACGUGCACUGGAAGGGAGUGAGAGGAUUCUUGGACCAGACCACCCGGACACUCUAACAAGUGCCAACGACCUGGGUAUUCUGCUGAGAAAUCAAGGAAAUUACAGCGAAUCCGAGAUGAUGAACCGCCGCGCACUGGGGGGCUAUGAGAGAAUUCAUGGACUAGACCACCCGUACACUCUAACAAGU